This is a messenger RNA of Scomber japonicus (chub mackerel), 722 nucleotides long. Its product is annotated as sodium channel subunit beta-4-like. Gene Ontology annotation, biological process: regulation of ventricular cardiac muscle cell membrane repolarization; cardiac muscle cell action potential involved in contraction; regulation of sodium ion transmembrane transporter activity. Lineage: Eukaryota; Metazoa; Chordata; Actinopteri; Scombriformes; Scombridae. Bases 45 to 722 code for a protein of 225 amino acids. Gene Ontology annotation, cellular component: membrane; voltage-gated sodium channel complex. The record is from RefSeq and is a predicted model, not a curated record. The transcript has 5 exons. Gene Ontology annotation, molecular function: transmembrane transporter binding; sodium channel regulator activity.
ACACAGAGACAAACCAAAACUCAGACAGACAGACAGGUGGUAUCAUGGCAUCAGUGGACAGCACUGGUUUGAUUGUUUCUCGACGGCUGAGAUCAGGGGAUCUACUUCAUGCUGGUCUGGCAAUUGUUUUGCUUCUCGGUGUAUGGAGUGUUGGUGGACUGGAGGUGUCCACAGGGAAAGUGUCCUCAAUUGAAGCAAUAAAUGGCUCCACAGUACUGCUACCUUGCAAGUACAGCUCCUGUAUUGGCAUUAAAAACCUUCACUUCAUCUGGGGCUAUAAUGCCAAUGGAACCAUAAUGAAGGUAUGUGAAGGGGUGAUUCGUGGGGAGAGUCGUGAUGCGACAAGGGAACCCCGGCCCUAUAUAUACCAUGAGCGUGUGGAGUUUGUUGGCUCCUCAACGAGCAACAACAUCUCCAUCCUGCUGUGGAACAUCACCUUUGAAGAUGAGGGAGAAUACAUCUGCUUCGCCAGAAACCCAAAAGAGAAAAAUCGCGAAUACAAUGCUACAUUCACUCUUAUAGUGGUGGACCAAUUGAGAGAGGUUGACAAUACUUUGACAGUCACCAUUGUCUCAGUGCUGGGUGGAGUCAUUGGCUUAGUUAUCACUGUAAUGGUGAUAAAGGCCAUGGUGGUUCACACAGUGAGUGAAGAGUGCCUUGUGAGAUCCGGGAAUGAUGAUACACAAAAUGGACCUUCAGGAACCAAAUCUGACAAACGUUGA